AUGUUGAUAUUAAAAUAUUUGAAAAUAAACCAUUUACAAGAUAAUCAAAUAAAUGUGAAUCAGAGUGACAAGGCUUUAAAGUUUUGUUUUGAUGUCAUUUCUUCUUAUCAAUAUCAAGCUUUGCGCACCAGAUUUAAACAAUUUCAAAAUGAGUUUUGGCAUCAAGAUCGUCAGUGGUAUAGUGACUAUGAAAUCCAUUACUGUUCAUCAACAGUUUAUACACUUCCAUAUAUGCACAAUGAUUAUACAUUAAGAGGUAUUCGUAAUGAAAGUGAAUAUGAUAGGUCAGAUCGAUUUGAUAAUGUCAAUAAACUAUCUAUAUGGACAGAAAUAAUUCCUCGUGGUCCAUCUUUGUACUUCAAAAAGGUCACAACGUUACGAUUAACAAAUGGACUUAAGAUUGGUGGUGAAACAGAUGAGUAUCAAUUACAAACAUCAGAUCUUUUGUUUUUUGAUAUGAUCGUUAAUGUAUCAAAUGUCAAACAUUUAAUAAUUGCUGAAGAAUGUUACAUGUCAUCAUCAGAAGUAUUAUUAUGUUUAUUAGAACAAUUACCAUGUGUAUCAUCAUUAACCAUUUGUCAGGAUCAGUUGAUGUCAUAUCUCAGCGAUUGGCAAUUAUGCAAAUGUUUAAAUAAUAAAAUCAAAACACUAGAUACUGGUUUACACUCGAUGUGGAGUAAUUUUUAUGAUCGGUUCAGUGAUGUGAAUCUAUUUAGUAAAACAUUUUCAAAUGUUGAAACACUCAAUGAUCUAUUAUUAAUAGUAUCUAAUUGUUCGAAAUUAUCAACGAUGUACAUUGGAAACACAAAUGCAGAAAUAUCGUCAUGGAUUAAAAAGAAUGCAUCAACAUUAAACGUUUAUAUUAAUUAUUUGUUUUUUCCUGAAGAAAGUGAUGAAUAUUAA
Messenger RNA from Adineta ricciae, 903 nucleotides. NCBI's taxonomy places the organism in Eukaryota, Metazoa, Rotifera, Eurotatoria, Adinetida, Adinetidae. The record is from the annotation of a GenBank genome assembly.